AUGUAUAAAUCUAUUAAAUUCACAAACAAACAAAAUCCAAAAAAAAAUUUCUUUUUUAAUUAUCUUUUUGAAUUAAUUAAUUGGAUUAUACUAAAACAACAGUACUCGAAAUUGAUGGAUGAUAAUCAUGUAAAAAUUAAAAACUCUCUAAUUGGAAUUGAUCCAAAAGUAAUUGAUAAAAAUAAAAUAAACACUUAUAAUAAUAAAAGUAGUAGUAACAAUAUUCAAAAUAGUAAUAAUGCAAAAAACACAAUCACUACCACCAUUUCACCAAUAAUAAUUCAUGUCCAAAAAGAGAAGACUAUCAAUAAUAGUAAUAAUAAUGAAGAUGAUGAUGAAGAAGAAGAUGAAGAAGAAGAAGAAGAAGAAGAAGAAGAAGAAGAAGAAGAAGAAGAAGAAGAAGAAGAAGAAGAAGAAGAAGAAGAAGAAGAAGAAGAAGAUGAAGAAGAAGGAGAAGAUGAAGAUGAAGAUGAAGAAGAAGGAGAUGAAGAUGAUAAUAAUAAACAUAAAAAUAAUAAUGUCAGUGGGAAAAAAAGACCAAAUUUAGACUCUGAUUCAGAACCAAUGAUAGAAUUUAUUGAAAUUGUUGAAGUAGAUUCUGAAAGCAAUAAAAGAAGGAAAAUUGAUUCUAACAAACCAUGGUUUGAUCCAAUUAAAAUGGAGCAGUCUAUACUAACUCAGUUCAAUUUUUUUGAAAUUAUAUAUAGAAUGAAAAUCGAGUCAUUUGGUUUGAGAUUAGUAAAAGAGUUUGUUAGAUUUAUGAUUAUAAAAUGUUUAGAAAAAGAUAGAAGCCUUGGUGAAACUCCAACUAAAUUACAAGCAUCACCACUUAUUGAAUCAUUUUGGCAUUCAUUAAUUGUUGAUAUGGAGAAAUAUAAAAUUUUUCAAAAAUUAUUACCAAAAAGAUUUCAAUGCAAUCCAUCAAUUACAUUAGAUCCAAUAGAAGUUCAAAUGGAAAGAUUUCAAAAAACUUUACAACUUUAUGAUAAAUAUUUUCCAAAUUAUAAAAGAGAUGAUGAAAUGUGGGAUUUUAAAAAAAAGAAAUUAAUUUUAAUUUAA
Messenger RNA from Dictyostelium discoideum AX4, 1059 nucleotides. RefSeq lists its product as hypothetical. NCBI's taxonomy places the organism in Eukaryota, Evosea, Eumycetozoa, Dictyosteliales, Dictyosteliaceae. The transcript has 6 exons. Bases 1 to 1059 code for a protein of 352 amino acids. The record is from RefSeq and is a predicted model, not a curated record.